This is a messenger RNA of Kluyveromyces lactis, 1083 nucleotides long. RefSeq names its product dual specificity protein phosphatase family protein. Gene Ontology annotation, biological process: negative regulation of MAPK cascade; protein dephosphorylation. Bases 1 to 1083 code for a protein of 360 amino acids. Lineage: Eukaryota; Fungi; Ascomycota; Saccharomycetes; Saccharomycetales; Saccharomycetaceae. The transcript has a single exon. Gene Ontology annotation, molecular function: MAP kinase tyrosine/serine/threonine phosphatase activity; protein tyrosine/threonine phosphatase activity. Gene Ontology annotation, cellular component: nucleus; cytoplasm; cytosol. The record is from RefSeq and is a predicted model, not a curated record.
AUGGAGGCACCGCAGAGAAUAAGUACAAGGUCACAUCAUUCGAUGCAAAAUAAAAAUUCAAAGAACCUUUGUCUUCGAAUAGGUGAUUCCCCAACGAAAAACAAACUAAUAAUGGUGGAUUCAAAACCAAAUGAAAGCAAUGAUACUUUCGCAGUGCCAUUGCGCCACCAGCUUACUAAACGUGUAAGUGAAGCACAGAUAUACACUUUACCGCCACAGCUUAAAUCUGCCAGAUCCACACCCUCUACACCACAAUUACCGUCUGGCAGUUCGGGCUUUGAUUCAGCCGCUUCACCCUCAUCGUCUACGUCUUCCUCGCCUUUCAAUAAACCAACACUUCCAACAAUCAACACCAAAUUUCACAAUAGGCCGAGGGCCACGACAAUUGCGACAAGUGUACCUCAGAUACAGACGCCCAGUAAUGAUUCAAUGGAAAGCACGACACGGUAUUGGGUUCUUCAAGAAAAUACGCCCAUGUCCUCUACAAAUUAUGAUAAUGAUAUGAAGAGCAUCCCAUACAAUACCCAUUCUGAUGAAGACUCACCGAGCUAUUCAGAAUCAUACAGAGAGAAAUAUUAUCCCAGUGGACCGUUACUUGUCGUCCCUCCUUUCAUAUAUUUGUAUUCUGAACCAUCAUUAAAAGAAGUAAUGGAUUACGACGUAAUAAUAAACGUUGCAAAGGAGAUUACCAACUACAAGGAACAACUGCCUCUAUCCAAGCAAGGUUGCUAUUAUCAUUUUACUUGGUCUCAUACCUCACAAAUUACUAAAAACCUACCACAACUAACAGAACUAAUACAGAAUGCCUAUGCCAGCAAAAAAAAGGUGCUAAUCCACUGUCAAUGUGGAGUAUCAAGAUCAGCUUCCUUGAUAGUAGCUUACAUGAUGAGAUACGACAAAUUAAGCUUGAAUGAAGCAUAUAAUAAAUUGAAGUCUGUCGCCAGAGAAAUAAGUCCAAAUAUGAGUUUGUUAUUCCAACUAAUGGAAUGGGAAGAUUGGCUUAACAAUUGUGACUCAAUCAAUGAUAACUGUCGGAAACAGUCAUUCGAGUCCAUCUCGGAAUUCGGUGAACUCUCUCUGUGA